UUAGCUAGUUGAGAAAUUCUGUUAAGGUUUAUUGGACUAAAAAAUUAGUUAAAUGGCAGUUGAUCUUUGGCAGACAUGUUUGAUAACCUUUACCAGCUAACGGCAUCUUUUCAAGUAUGUGUCUGAAACCCAUUAGUUCCAGAUCUCGAACUCUUGGUGACCUCAGGCAAGUAAAACUUGGAGGUCUCAGGUGAGUCCUUAUGUAUUUUGGAAUAUGCGGUAUCUGUGAUACACAUAAGGUACCCACCUCUUAAUCUAGACAAAAGCCCUGUGAGGUUGGAAAUACUGUCCUGGUUUUACAGCGGAGCAGGCAGUGAGGACUGGUUGGAAUCCGAGCGUAGGUGGCUCCUCACACGUCUACCUCUACUUCCUGACUCACUUGGUGAGAGGUUUGUCCACGGCCUGAUGGUUUGCAGACCGUGCUGUAAGGCUCUGUACGGCCCUUUGCAAGUUUGGGGGGAAAAAUGAAUUGUUUUUCUUUGCUUCAGGCAUCAGUAAUCUCCUUGACUUGUUUAUACAUUUGGGUGCUGUCUUAAUUAUUUGGAGAGUUUUUCUGCCUAAAAUAUUUGAAGUCACCUGCCCUAGAAACCUGAGACCUGUCUAGAAUGAAUAUGUAUUAGAAAAUAAAAAUGUAGGUAAUAGUAAUUUAUAUUUGUCAGUAGACUGUUUUCAAUUAUAUUUCUAAUCCUAAUGAUGUUUUAUAUAGCCUAAUAGUAAAAUAAGGUGAGGUGGCUGAACACUUAAUUAAUAGCGUGGGAAGUGAUUCGAUUUAGAAUUUGCUGCUGGCAGUGGGUGAUCUACAGUCUCCUGCGCGGGGUUCAGACCCCACUGCCUCCCAGCUCUUGCUGCCUUUACAGGCUGCCUACGGGUGAUGUAAUGACAGGUUACACCUCAGCAUGCUCAUGGAGGCCCUGGGCUUUAUGGGGCAAGGGUGAUGCUUAUUUAAAAACAAAACAAGCAGCUCGCUUUAAUGAGGCCUUUGGCUUUCCCAGAGUGGGAAGAGAAGAUGGUCUCCGCGUGGAGGCUGAGGCCGGAGUUGCAUAUGGUUCUGUGUGUUUACUGCUCUCCCUGCAGUCUCUUGGAAGGGAGGGGAGUCUAGAAUGUGGUCCUGUCGGGUGGAAAUGGAGAAGUGAGAACUGAGGAACUAUGGUCGCUGCCGCCUGAGAUGAGCCGCCAGACGGCGACAGCAUUACCGACGGGGACGUCCAAGUGCACUCCGUCCCAGAGGGUGCCCGCCCUGACCGGCACGACUGCCUCCAACAAUGACUUGGCCAGUCUGUUUGAGUGUCCGGUCUGCUUUGACUAUGUGCUGCCACCCAUCCUUCAGUGCCAGAGUGGCCAUCUUGUUUGUAGCAACUGUCGCCCAAAGCUCACAUGCUGUCCAACCUGCCGGGGCCCGCUGGGAUCCAUUCGCAACUUGGCGAUGGAGAAAGUGGCCAAUUCCGUACUUUUCCCUUGUAAAUAUGCCUCUUCGGGAUGUGAAAUAACUCUGCCCCACACAGAAAAAGCAGACCACGAGGAGCUGUGUGAGUUCAGGCCUUACUCCUGCCCGUGCCCCGGUGCUUCCUGCAAGUGGCAAGGCUCCCUGGAUGCGGUCAUGCCCCACCUCAUGCACCAGCACAAGUCCAUCACAACCCUCCAGGGGGAGGACAUCGUUUUCCUGGCCACAGACAUCAACCUGCCGGGUGCUGUCGACUGGGUGAUGAUGCAGUCCUGCUUUGGCUUUCACUUCAUGUUAGUCCUGGAGAAACAGGAGAAAUAUGACGGUCACCAGCAGUUCUUUGCAAUCGUCCAGCUGAUAGGAACGCGCAAGCAAGCUGAAAAUUUUGCUUAUCGACUUGAGCUAAACGGUCACAGGCGCCGAUUGACUUGGGAGGCCACUCCUCGAUCUAUUCAUGAGGGAAUCGCGACGGCCAUUAUGAACAGCGACUGUCUAGUCUUUGACACCAGCAUUGCACAGCUUUUUGCAGAAAACGGCAACUUAGGCAUCAAUGUAACUAUUUCCAUGUGUUGAAAUGGCAAUCAAACAUUUUCUGGCCAGUGUUUAAAACUGCUGCAUUCAAUUUCACAGAGAAUAGGCACCCAUCUGCCUGCCAACGUGACUUUUGGUAGGUGGAAGCUAGACACAUGAAGGUAAAUAAAAAGGAAAGGCUGUUAAAUGCAGGAAACAGUUGCAUGUAGUAACACUAAUAUAUUUAAAAAUAAGUCAACAGUAAACCACUGAAGAAUAUAUAUAUAUAUAUAUACACCCAAGAUGGGAAUCUUUUGUAUUAAGAAAGGAAGCAUUGUAAAAUAAUUGAGUUUGUGUUUGUUGUAGAUGGAGUAUAAUGUUGACAAAUACCGGGUUUUUUGUUUUGCUUUUGAGUGCGUGUGUGAGUGCGCGUGCGUGCGUGCGUGUUUGGGUUUUUUUCUUUAACUGACAAGCCAUGUGGGG
Messenger RNA from Rhinolophus ferrumequinum (greater horseshoe bat), 2434 nucleotides. RefSeq names its product siah E3 ubiquitin protein ligase 1 (gene SIAH1). The coding region runs from base 1166 to 2014 and encodes 282 amino acids. The transcript is spliced from 2 exons. Gene Ontology annotation, molecular function: ubiquitin protein ligase activity; zinc ion binding; ubiquitin conjugating enzyme binding. Gene Ontology annotation, cellular component: cytoplasm. Gene Ontology annotation, biological process: multicellular organism development; proteasome-mediated ubiquitin-dependent protein catabolic process. Lineage: Eukaryota; Metazoa; Chordata; Mammalia; Chiroptera; Rhinolophidae. The record is from RefSeq and is a predicted model, not a curated record.